AUGACAUCGCAGCCCCCCGGCAACGGCCAUCUCAACGGCCUUUCCCCCGCAUCAACGGCAGCGCUAGCAGCUGACAACCAGCUGCGAGCCCACGACGCCUGCAGGACUUUCCCCACUUCCUCAACGCUCCAAGCUUCACCGAUUCGCUGCCCUUCUACAUCUUGUGCAGAGGUUCUAUCUGGAGAGCUCGGUGUUAGCAGUACUUUGGGGCCCCAGGGACUUCUCACGACCCACGAAGGGGGGCCCCGGGAGCCUGAGACCGAGGCAGGAGUGACGAAGUGCCUGGACACCCGCGACCCCUUUUCCGACUUAAUCGAGGAAUCUUCAUCACACACACAUUUGCUGAAGUUACAGACCAAAGAGAAAAAGGGGGCCGCCGACGGCGAGGAGGCGAGCUCGGAGACGCCUGCAAGCUUGGGCUCUGCCGCAGCACUUGCUGCAGGAGAAAUGCGUCUGUCUCAGCCCUCAUGCGUCUCCAAAGACUCCUCUUUCUGCGCGGAUUUUGCUGCAUUAAACGCUCUGAAAAAGCAGCAGCAGCAGGAGAGACGCGACAGCUCCACAGAUGACUCCGUCUCUCCCUUGGAGUACGCAGCCACCAGAAGCAGCUCCUCCUUGCUGCCUGAGGGCGUCUCAGCAGUAGGAGAAGGAAAGCUUGUACACCUUGACGGCCCCAGCCGCUGCUCCCCUUUAGAAUUCUAUGACAUCGCGGCCGCCUGCCAGCAGACAACCGAGUUGGCCGCAUCAGCUCUCGCCCCACACGGCGCCAUGCAGCCGCCCCCAGCACUUGCAGCAACAGCAGCACCAGAAACAGCAGCGGGAAUAAGCUCGUCGGCACUUGGUGCUGGCGGGAGCCCUUCUGGAGGAAGUCAUGUUGCAGAAGCGGCAGCUGCAGCAGGAGCAGCGGAACCCCCCGAAACAGAAGCAGCAGCAGCAACAGUACCAGAAGCAGCAGCAGCAGACGUGGUAGAUGGGGAUAGUUCCAUGGGCUGCAUGCAGUGGCCAUUUGAGAGCGGCGUGCGGCCGUGGGAUGACUUGGGUCAGGACACUCGCGAGAUAGCAGAAGGCGCUUCGGGUACCCAGUUAGAAGACCUGCCAAAGAAACGCAUUUGGGUCUUCCACAGGGGUGUAUGUACACCGGUUUCCUGGUACGCAGACACGAGUGCAGAGGACGUGAAGACAGCGGUGUUGUGCGCUUGCGAUGUCUUGGCUGACGAUAUUGACGGCGUGGAGGCCUCUGCAGCAACCGGGGGAUUUUGUCUCCGCCUCAUUCAGCCCCUGCCGGAUGUUGCGGAUGUGGACGAGGAGGCUUUGUUUAGAGAAGUGAAAACUAUCAGCCUUCGCUGCCAGCUGCCCUCUGGCAAGGAGGGCCCCCAGAGGGCCCCCGCCACUGCGGCGACCCAACAGGCCGCCGAGGCACCGGAAGCAGCAGCAGCGACCCCAGAAGCCGCAGCAGCAGCAGCAGCACCAGAAGUAGCGCCCGCAGCAGCAACAGCAGCUGCUGAUACUGCAGCAGCUGGUGAGGCGGGGGUGUGCGAUGAGGUCUCUGUGGUGGUUACGUUGGGGCCUCGGGUGUAUGCCCAGGACUUUGGGAGCCUGAGAGAGGGGGGGGCCUACAUGCUGGAGUUGCAGCCUCCGGGGGCCUCUGAGGAGAAUUCGCAGCAGCAACAGCAGCAGCAGCAAGAGUUACAGCUGCUGCGGCAGCAAGUGGGGGACAAGUGGAGGCGGCUUUCCGUUGAGGUGGACCCCCUCUUGCAUAUCGAGGCACAAAAGGCCGUGCUGCAGAUGCGCGGAGGUACGAAUUUACUGAAGCAUACGCGUUUCGGUCAUCCUCACUUGCGUCAGUUCCAACUGUCUGCAGACAGAAACCGUCUGCUGUGGUAUACAGCAAGCAAAGGAAAGAAAGCGUCUGUUGUUUGCUGGGAGCAGCUAGAGGGUUUGGUGUUGGGGCAGAAAUCGGCGACGUUCCAAGCCUACAAAAUCCCUGCGCUGCAGCAUCUCAGUUUUUCCCUCGUAUUUAAGCAAGAAGACGCAUUUGCAGAGCUAGCUGCUGCUGCGGCAGCGGCGGUUGCUCCCGCUGCUGUUGCUGCUGCUGCCGCGCCUCCUGCUGCUGCUGAUGAGGUGGUGCUACCAUCGUCAUGGCUGGAGACAGCGCCCAGAACGCUGGACUUAACCUGCAAAGAUGAAUUGGAGUUCGAGACCUGGGUCACUGGCUGCAAGGCCCUCAUAGCAGCAGCAAAAGGCGUCAAACUGUCGAAGCUCCAACUCCUCUCGCACUCCCGCAGAUUUCUGCGCGCUGUAGAGCGAAACGAGGCGACGGUGCAGUUAACAAAACUGCCGCAGGUGGAGGAGCGUUCGGGGUUGAAGGACUGCAUAGACCUCCCCUGGCAUCCGCCUGAGGAGCUCGAAAAGAAGUAUCAAGAACAAGUUCUCCGUGUACAAGCCGCUGCAGAGGAGCUCAGGACGUUAGACAAAAGCUGCGUUGCACCCCCGGCUAUGGAUUUGUCGUCCCUCCUGGGCGCUGGUCCGGCUUACGCGACAGUGUUGGAAGAGCGCCUGGAAGAAGAAGACGAGGAGACGGAGAUCGAACGCGUGCGAGAGCUUAUUGGCGAGGCGCACGAGGCUACGCAGCAGCAGACACCAGCAGCAGAAGCAGCAGCGCCAGCAGCAGCAGGAGCAGCAGCAGCAACAGCAGCGCCAGCAGAAGCAGGAGCCUCUAGUACAGCGGAUUUGUGCGGAAUUUCUUCUUCGGUGACUGCUGGCCCCACAGACAACGGCGGCCUCCACCACAGCGCGCCAGCGCCCUCAACACAGCAGCAGCAGCAGCAGCAGGAUGGCAGCGUAUUGGCGAUAUCUUCAGAGGGUGCAGUGAUUCGUGCUGCUGACCAGGCUGGAGUUAGUUUUAAAGAAAGUUUUGAUGCUGCAGCAUCUGGAGGUCCAUUGGACCUGGAGCAAAUCUCUCAGCAGUUUCAGCGCACCCUGAGCUCCUUUCUUGACUCAACAGCUCAGGCGCAGCAGCGCGUCGCAUCGGCACUUACUGCUGCCGCUGCUGCUGCUACUGCUGCUGCUGCUGCAGUGCUCGGAGAAGACGAUGAAGCAUCGCAGAAACAACGCGAAAAAGACAGGCUGCCAUCCGAGGAG
Molecule: messenger RNA, 3138 nt
Organism: Eimeria acervulina
Lineage: Eukaryota; Apicomplexa; Conoidasida; Eucoccidiorida; Eimeriidae
Exons: 9
Source: RefSeq, a predicted model, not a curated record